This is a messenger RNA of Plodia interpunctella (Indianmeal moth), 2627 nucleotides long. It is a transcript of the gene trus, whose product is annotated as toys are us. Lineage: Eukaryota; Metazoa; Arthropoda; Insecta; Lepidoptera; Pyralidae. Gene Ontology annotation, cellular component: cytoplasm. The transcript has 8 exons. Gene Ontology annotation, biological process: apoptotic process. The record is from RefSeq and is a predicted model, not a curated record. Bases 180 to 1472 code for a protein of 430 amino acids.
AAUUACAUAAAUUAAUGAUCUACCCUUCUUCAUAAAUGAAAUAAUAAAAUCAUUUCAGUUCAGAAAAAAAAAUAUAGCAAAUAGCAACCCCAACCCCAAUUUUCAUUCAAGAUUUUCGGAAAAUCGGUGUUUUUUAUUAUUGAAUUAAAAUAUUGAAAAAUAUUAUUUUAUGAAUAAUUAUGGCGAAACUGCAAGGCAAAAUUUAUCUGGGAUAUGAAGAAGAAAUCAUUAAUGAUAAAACGCAAUCACUACUGAAUUACACAGUCAAUAAAAUCGGUGGUUUACCAGAUUGGCCUCCAUUGGCAAAUAUACAUCCUCCUUCGAAAUGCCCAUUGUGCGGUUUGCACAGAUUAUUGAUCGUACAGUGUUACGCGCCGAUUGAACAUUCCAUUUACCAUCGUACAUUAUAUGUAUUUGCUUGUAUCAGUCCCAAUUGCUGGAUUCAAUCAGAAAGUUGGCUAUGUGUUCGAAGUCAAAUUCAAGAUUCAAGUACAGACUCGAACACAAUGGUUGCUAUGCCGAGUUGUGACACAAACUCGUCAUGGUGCAGUGGAGCUGAUGAGUGGGAUGAGAAUGACAAUGGAGAUACAGCAAACGGCAAUGUUAUGAAUAUUGACAAUGCUUUUAGUGCCUGCAAUAUUGCUAUGCAAAGGAAUUCUGAUGAAGAUGAUGAAAGCAACUCUUUGGAACUGGAAUCUGUGGAGCAGGCUUUGGGUAACCUUCAAAUGUUUGAUGCACAUAAUGCUAACAUGUCACCAGUACAAGGAGCUGUGGGUGCGAUAGGCGUCCCCGCCGCGGCGGCCGAGCUGGAAGGCGGCGAUGAGCCGGGGCUGGUGAUUGUGGACACGCCCACUGCUCCAUCUAAUGACAUCCAAGCUUUGUUACAUCAAACAGCAGAGUUGCCGCCCGAUGUAAGGAGUCGACUAAUAUGUGGGUCGAUGCAAUUUAUUCCUAAAUAUAUUUAUGUGGAGGAGGAGUGGAGGACCACAUCCAACAAUGAUGAUAAAGUUACAGAUCUGCUCAACAAAUACAAACGGGAAAAUGAUCUGGGACCCCGGGCGGGGGCGGGGGCGGGGGCGGAGGCGGCGGGCGCGGCGGAGGAGGAGGCGUACGAGGACGCGGCGCCCGCGCACGGCGACCGCCUGCUGCACGCCUUCCUCUGCCGGUUGAGGCGCAACCCGCAUCAAAUACUCAGAUACUCCCGUGACGAGCCUCCGCUGCUGGGCGCCCCCCUGCCCAGCGCGUCCCCCGAGGCCCCCUCCCCCUCUAAAUGCCCCCGCUGCGCCUCCCCCCUCAUCUGCGAACUGCAACUCGUGCCCGAAUUCGCGGAAACACUUCGGCUUCACCCUCACAACACGCCGAUUUCACAUCUUCACUUCCUCUCAGUUCUAAUAUUCACGUGUUCUCAAAGUUGUUGGCAGCAAGCGGACACGCUCGUCAAAGAAACCGUUGUCUUCCAACCAGAGGUUUAAAUUUAAAUGAAACUGCCAAUAUCUACUGCAAUAUUUAUUGUAAUAAAUAUAUAAUAAGCACUCGUAGUCGGUACUUUGAGUGGUCAAAAUAUGAAAAUAAUUCUUCAUCAUAUGUUGACGUCAAUGACUCCAUGACUACUGCUAAAGAUGUAAAGAAUCGAUCUAAAUAUAUUUAAAAAAAUAAUCUUAAUAUUAUAUUGUUUAAAAUGCCUUGUAUGAUGUAUGUUCUCCAUUUUGUUGCCAAUUACAUUGGAAAUGUGUGAAUUUAUAUGUUUACAAUCCGUCUGUGAUGUUUAUUCAUUAGAUUUUAAUAGUGGUAUUUAACAGUGAUAACGAUCUUUGAGUGAUGAACUUACCAAUAAAUUUUAAAUAGUAUUUUACUCACUUGUAUGCCAGUUAAUUAUAUUCUAAUUAUGCAUAAGGCGUAUGCACAUGUUUAGUCUUCUUGUAUUUUUUCAUCCUUUUCAAACUAUACUCAAAAUGUAGAGUAGAGAACUCAUUUUAAAUUGGUUAAAAUAGUCUUACUUUUAAAAAUAGCCAAAUCUUUUUUAUUCAAAAUAAUGUAUUUUUUAUUUCAUAAGUAUAAGCUAGAUUUUUUUAUAGUAUAAGUGAAAUGAUUUUCUAAAUCUUUUAUCAUAUAAAAGGCAAUCUGCCAAUUAAAGUGUUUCAGUAGUAAGUUUGUACGUAGUUAAGAUUCUGUAAAUUGGUAGAAGACUGGUUGCCUUAGACUAAUCUACAAUAACUGUUUGCAUUCAAUUAAAUAAUGUGAUUGCGACGUUCAAAACAGCAAGCAAUAUAUUUUUUAAUUGGUUCUAAACUAUAAUAUAAGAAAUACAAUGACCACGUCGCAAUCACCUUAGUUAUGCUCGUCUAUUCUUCAUUGAUUUACGGUAUAAUAGGGAUCUAAAAUGGAAAACCGACGCUAAAAUUAAAAAUAAUAUUUAUUGCACAAGAAGUCAAAAUAUCCAAUUUCCAUCCAUUUUAAAUCGUAAGUUGUUUUUAAUAUUGAUGUUAAUAUAGCGACAUUAUUUUAAGAAAUGUUUCGCAAUUAAUAUUAUCUGUGAUUUUUAUAAAAGUAAAAAAUAGUGCCGAUCCAUAAAGUCGUUAUCUAAACUAGUCACUUCAUUUGUUAUUGUAAUACACUUUCAAAUAUGA